Molecule: messenger RNA, 1013 nt
Organism: Rhincodon typus (whale shark)
Lineage: Eukaryota; Metazoa; Chordata; Chondrichthyes; Orectolobiformes; Rhincodontidae
Product: peripheral plasma membrane protein CASK-like
Exons: 5
Coding region: 531-1013 (160 amino acids)
Biological process (GO): protein phosphorylation
Cellular component (GO): cytoplasm; neuron projection
Molecular function (GO): ATP binding; calcium/calmodulin-dependent protein kinase activity; calmodulin binding
Source: RefSeq, a predicted model, not a curated record
GCAGUCAGUGAGCGGGUGUUGAUUGGUGGUUACUUCCCUGACCAACCGCCGCCGCCUGAAACUGAGCGGCGCAGCGACAGGGGACGGGCCGACACCAACAGCCUACGGCACGACAGGACGAAGUGUUAACAUGGACUGAGGAGCGCCGACUGUAAUAUAUUAAGACCUUUCUUUCAUUGCAAAUUAUUCCUGGAUUUUGGCCUGGAUUUCCAGGGAGCAGUUCUAUCCAGAGAACGGAAGCCUUGGACUGUGGAUUUUUUUUAAGGCAGUGAAAAAGAGAAGGUGGGGUCGCCAGGAGGAGGGCAGCGCCAAGCGUAGCCCAGCAGUCUGCUUUACCCGGCUGCUUCACUAUCAAUCAGUCUUCGUUUCGCUGGUGCUGGCUGGAAAAAAAUCUUUUUCUUUCAUUGUGUCUUGAAUUCUUUAACUGAUCUACACGGGAAACGUUUUGUUUUAAAGAUCAAUUUCCCCAUUAGAGGGAGUUUUUUUUUACUUUGAAUUCCCUCUCAAAAUUCUGAUUUUAAUUAUCGACUAUGGCCGACGACGACGUCCUGUUUGAAGAUGUAUAUGAGCUGUGUGAAGUGAUUGGCAAGGGACCAUUCAGUGUUGUGCGACGAUGUAUCAACAGAGAAACAGGGCAGCAGUUUGCUGUGAAGAUUGUAGAUGUGGCCAAAUUCACCUCCAGUCCUGGCCUGAGUACGGAAGACUUAAAAAGAGAAGCCAGUAUCUGUCAUAUGCUGAAACAUCCACACAUUGUAGAACUUCUAGAAACAUACAGCUCGGAUGGAAUGCUCUAUAUGGUUUUUGAAUUUAUGGAUGGUGCAGACCUCUGUUUUGAAAUUGUGAAAAGAGCAGAUGCAGGUUUUGUUUACAGUGAAGCUGUGGCCAGUCACUACAUGCGACAGAUACUAGAAGCACUACGCUAUUGUCAUGACAAUAAUAUCAUUCACCGUGAUGUGAAGAACUGUUUUAUAAUACAAAAUGAACCUUUUGUGUUUUUAAUAAUUGUAUUUUGA